This is a messenger RNA of Sphaeramia orbicularis (orbiculate cardinalfish), 3016 nucleotides long. RefSeq names its product formin-like protein 13. The record is from RefSeq and is a predicted model, not a curated record. The transcript is spliced from 17 exons. The coding region runs from base 170 to 2668 and encodes 832 amino acids. NCBI's taxonomy places the organism in Eukaryota, Metazoa, Chordata, Actinopteri, Kurtiformes, Apogonidae.
GUAAUCAAAGGUAAAGAAGGUGGUGUUUAACAGAGUGACACAGCACGUAACACAUUUUCUGAGCCUCGGUGAGAAAAAAAGCAAGUCUCUCCCUUGGAUGACAAAAACAAAGCAAGCAAAAAGGAGAAAAGUUGUUGCAUGGAUUAAUGUGGACACCUGAAAAGUUGCUAUGUCAAGUUUAGGAUCAAAGAAAAAAGACGAUCUACACAGAUUAGAUCCCAACAUGGAAGCCUUGCCACAGCUGAGCAAUGAGAUGCAGCUGAGUAUUAUGAACAAGGUGAAGAGCGGGGAGUUGUCUAUUGACGAUGCUCUAAACCAGGCCAGGAGAGAUCGGGAGACGCUGCUUAGAGAGAAGAACCCAUCUGAUGAGGAACAGACACCAACACAGUACAACUUCAGCGUUCAUAAGCAUGGCCGUUACAGAUGGCAGAAACGGGUUCUACAGUUUGAUUUCAAGACCCAAAUGCUGUGCACCAUCGAGAGAGGCAUCGUCAAGCGACAGCUGCCCUUCUCCCGUGUCAAGAGCUGUGACGAUGGAGUUGGAUCCCGGUUCUCCAUUUCAUUUAAAGAACAUCAUGACUAUGAAUUGGAGGCCACGUCAGUGGAGGACAAACAGAAGAUGAUGCAGCUUGUGAAUAAGAUAAUCUACGGCAACAUAUACAAACAUACUGAAGAGGACAAUGCAGAAACCAGUCAGCAGCCUAAAGAGUCAAAGUGCAUUCGUGAAGGCGUCUUGUUGCUGCAUCGAGGUGGUCUGGCAUCAUUCAAAUGGGUGAAGUUUGAGGUCAAACUCCACCCAGGUCAGCUCACACUAAUCCCCUUUAGGCGCAGAAAUCAUGCUGAUGGUGAGGUGGCGCCCAUGAACAUCGUGAUUCAUCUGUCAGAUGGUGACACCAGGGUGCAGGAACCUCAAAGCCCUGACACUUUCAGUCUGGUCACCCACAAAAAUGAAUACCACUUUAAGGUUCCUGCUACAGAUCAGACAAAUGCACCAGGGUCUGUCCAGAAGGAACGAGAUGCUUGGUUCCAGGCCAUCCACAAACUGUGUUCAGACUGGAAGAGGAAGUCCAGCUGUGAGCAAACAUUUGUGGAAAAACCGUCACUACGACAUCAGAGCAUAGUAGAAGAACCAGAGGACACUGACACUGACCUUGAGUCUAGUGGUGGAUUUAGUGGUAAAAAUAUUAAUAAUAUUCAUCCUCCUGUUGAUUAUCCAAAUGAAGAUGCCCCCUCUGAUCAUGGAGAGCCUUCAUCAGCUGGUGAGCCUCCAGAUGAUCCUAAAAGGCCUGUUCCUAAACCUCGCCUGACACCCGUUAAAGUCACCAAACCUGACAUUGUGCCUGUUAGUCCUGUCCCACCACCAGUGUCUCCCACUGUGGUUCCCCCACUUCCACCCAGAUCCUCUCCACUUCCACCUUCACCAUGCACCAUUACCUCCACAACCCCCACCAUAGUCCCAAAGUCUCCCACCCCUGAGUCCAGUUUCUCAGCUGUGAAGGUGCCCCCACCCCCUCCUAUCAUCCCUAUACCUCCACCGUUGCCCGUCAAAUCCAGGAGGAAUUCAAGGAAACAACGAACUAAGGCCUUCCAUUGGGACGUGGUUAGCACUGAGAAGGUUGCAAAAUCAUUUUGGAUACAACAAAGCAGCAGGAGGAUUGAAAUCGACACAUCUCGCUUACAUGAGCAAUUUGCUGUUAAAGAUCUGGGGACGUUUGAAGUGUGUGAGCAGAGUAAUACGCAACAUAUCAUGCUCAACCAGAAGAUUGCACAUAACUUCAACAUUUUCCUCAAAAGUUUUCCAGUGCGUCCAGGAGAGCUGAAGGACAAACUGUUCAUUGUUAAUGAGGAAGAUGGAGGGCUGUCUGAUGAGCACAUCACCUCUCUGAGGAGGUUUAUCCCCACCAUUGAUGAUGUGGAAAUGUAUAAAUCAUACAAAGGACCUGUGACGGAGCUGCAUAUUGUGGACCAGUACAUGAUGGAGAUGUGCAACAUCCCCUACCUGAGCACACAACUCGACCUGCUGCUGACUCUGAGAGAGCUACCAAUCAGCAUGAACGACCUGCAACCGCUGAUUAACCAGAAGAUCAGAAUGUGCACGCAGCUGUGCAACUCCAGGUCAUUUGUUUCCGUGCUGGAGUACCUCCUCGCCAUUGGCAAUUACCUCAAUGAGAACGCCGGAAAGGAAAAGGCCAAGGGAUUCCGCCUCUCCUCCUUACCUAAAAUUUCUCAGCUCCGUGGGAGAGACAAAAAGUUCACCUUGCUCCACGCCCUUGUAGAACAGAUCAUGUUACAUGAACCGUGCUUGGCCACUUUUACCCAAGAGCUGGCAGAAUUUGAAACUGUCCCAGGAGCUUCCAUCAAAGGUCUGACUGCAGAAGUAGAUGUCUUGAAGAAUGAAGUAAAGAAAGUCAUCCAGUAUCGAAAAACUUCCAAGAAGAGAAAAGCAGGAGAAAAUCACACAAACUUCUCCAAAGAUCUAAAGAUGGCAAUUGACAAAUACAACACAGAGCUUUCGGCGCUGACGAAGACAUGUGAGGAAAUGAAGAAACUCUACUCUGUCAUACUGGUUAAAUUUGGAGAACCAGUGGAUCAAGACUCUCAGGAGCUCUUUGGAUUGAUCUGUCAGUUUAUUCACGACUUCAAGAGGGCUCAUGCUGAAAUUGUAUGAGCUGCAUUUACACAGUACAUUUUAGAGACGACUGAGUCUGCAUCGCUGAUCGUGUUUAUUCCAGAAACCAAAAGGAAUCUUUAGUAGAUCUCGGCCAUGGUGAAAAAUCAUAAAGAUGUAAAAAAAAAAAUAUAUAUAUAUAUAUAUAUAUAUAUAUAUAUAUAUAAAACAGAAUCUAUGCUGUAGGACAGAUAAGUGAAAUUGUCAUUUUUCUAUGCUGGUAUAAAUACUGGAUGUUUGACCAUGAAUGUAAUUGACUGUAUUUGCAGUCUAUGCUGAUGUAAUCUCCAUGGAAAUCAAUUUUCUGAUUAUGAAUAAAAGUCAAUGUAUGUCACAGGUUGGUCUGAU